UCUCUCUCUCUCUCUCUCUCUCUCUCUCUCAUAACGCCCCAUGGCGACCGUGGCGGCCAAGAAAGGCCGGGGCCGGAAGGCCCUGAACGCGAUCCCCGACAGCGAUGCCAACAUCUCUGCCGAGAAGGGGAGCGGCCUUGCUGCGAUCCUCUCCCCUCAGAAAUCCAAGCGAGUCCUCUCCAAGAACAAAGCCCCGGCCCCGGUCGCUGCCGCUUCAGCCCCCGCUGCAUCGUCCUUCGCAGACGAGUUGCAGGAUCUGCAAGAGAAGCUCCAGAAGCUCCAGAUCGAGAAGGAGAAAACAGAGGAGCUCCUCCGCGAGCGGGACGCGAUGCUGAGGGAGAAAGAGGAGGAGAUCGAGAACCGCGGGAAGGAGCGGGAGCGGCUCCAGGCCGAGCUCAAGAAGCUGCAGAAGACGAAGGAGUUCAAGCCCACAGUGAGUUUUCCUCUUGUUGCGUCCUUGAGGGAGAAAGAGGAGCAAGAAGGGAACGAGAAGAAGAAGAAAAAGAAGAAGAAGAAGAAGAACUGCGCCGAGCGGAAGAAGCCGUGCCCGGCGUACAUUCUCUGGUGCAGGGAUCAGUGGAAUGAGAUCAAGAGAGAGAACUCGGAGGCGGAUUUCAAGGAGGUGUCGAACGCCCUCGGGGCGAAGUGGAAGGCGCUGGGCGCGGAGGAGAAGCAGCCGUACGAAGACAAGUACCAGCAGGAGAAGGAGGCCUACUUGCAGAUCGUCGGGCAGGAGAAGCGCGAGAACGAGGCGAUGAAGCUCUUGGAGGGGGAGCAGAUGCAGAAGACGGCGAUGGAGCUCCUCGACCAGUAUCUCCAAUUCAAACAGGAAGCGGAGAACGAGGGCAAGAAAGUGAGGAAAGAGAAGGAUCCAUCGAAGCCGAAGCAACCCAUGUCGGCAUUUUUCCUCUUCUCGAAAGAACAGCGAUCGGCUCUGCUCGAAGAAAACAAGAAUGUUUGCGAGAUUGCUAAGAUUGCUGGCGAGGAAUGGAAGAACAUGACCGAGGAACGGAGAGCGCCUUACGAAGAGAUUGCAAGGAAGGAGAAAGAAGAGUAUCACCGACAGAUGGAGAUUUACAAGCAGAAGAAACUUGAGGAAGCUGCAACCUUAGAGAAAGAAGAAGAGGAACAUAAGAAGGUUCUGAAACAGGAAGCUCUGCAGCUUCUUAAGAGAAAGGAGAAAACAGAGAACAUCAUAAAGAAAACAAAGGAAAAUCACCAGAAAAAGAAAGAUCAUAACACAGAUCCAAACAAACCAAAGAAACCAGCCUCUUCUUUCCUUCUCUUCAGCAAAGAAACAAGGAAGAAAUUGAUAGAGCAGCGCCCCGGCAUUAGCAAUACCACACUCAAUGCUCUUAUUUCUGUCAAAUGGAAGGAAUUAAGCAAUGAAGAGAAGCAAAUCUGGAACAACAGAGCUGCAGAGGGCAUGGCAAUAUACAAAAAGGAGAUGGAAGAGUACAACAAAUCAAUUUCUACGGCCGACAAUAUAGCCGUCCCUAACAAAGCGCCUUGAGAUUGCACAGUUCAAUUAGUUUCUGUUGAACAACAGCAACUCAAUUCGCUUGUCGUUUACUGUUUUAGACAACUCUGAUAUGCUUCUGAUUGAAGCUGGUUAUACUAGGUAGUGAUGGUUAGCUUCCCUUUACGAUGUAUUAGUUUAGGUUUAAUAGUUUCCUUCCAAUAGCAUAGUAACUUUGUAAUAUCAUCUGCAAACGAACAGUCUAUGUUGUAGCUAAUUACCAGUUUUUCUCUAAUCAUGUAAUUUUUCUAAUCUCACAUUUCAA
Ananas comosus (pineapple) is the source of this 1784-nucleotide messenger RNA. RefSeq names its product high mobility group B protein 6-like. Gene Ontology annotation, molecular function: DNA binding. The transcript is spliced from 11 exons. Bases 41 to 1513 code for a protein of 490 amino acids. The record is from RefSeq and is a predicted model, not a curated record. NCBI's taxonomy places the organism in Eukaryota, Viridiplantae, Streptophyta, Magnoliopsida, Poales, Bromeliaceae.